GUGUUGGAUUCAAUGGUUUGAAAUGGUUGAUAGUUUCAGGUGCCCUUUGGGGUGAUUUGUUGAUAGUUUCUGCAAUUUUGUAAUCUUACCAAGCCCUCUACUUUGAUUAAGAACGGAAUCAGCUUCUGCAAUUUUGUAAUCUCAUAUCUCGGUUUCCAUAAGGCUGCUGGUGUGUAUGGCAGCAUCCGAAUUUAGAAACUCAAGUAGUUCUGUUGUAGGAAGAUUGAUGUACCCUUCAAUCAAUUAGAAUUCAGAAAUCUCUCUACUCAUCAACUGAAGCAACAGUAAAAGCAGAGGAAGGAGGCUGCACUUGAGGUGUGUUAGCAGCAAUAUUUUGGAUAGAAUGAAUACAAGAAUCAUAGAAUCAAAAGUAAAGAACUGAAUCAUAGAUUGGAGGGGGAAGAAGAAGAAGAAUUUGGUUGAUAGAUAGCAGUGGUGAUCAUGUCGCAGCAAAGGCAAUUCCAUCACCAGAUGAGUGGGCAUUACUACAGCAAUGUGAAUGACACUACUCUCCUCGCUAUGCCGAUCAAGGAAUGGUCUUCUCCCAGACCCACAAGCCAUCGGUUUUGAAUCAUCAGUUCCAGCAGCAGCAGAGCAUGUUGUCUCCCAUCAACACCAGCUUCUCCCCAAGGAGCGUGGUUGAUCACCCCGCUGCGCUGUUGCAGAUAUCGUCGCCACGCAAAGUAGUGGAGCCCAUUUCGCCAAUGAGCGCUCGGAUUUCGUUGCUGGCUCAGCGGGAGAAGCAGCAGCUGAGAAGUCUGAGCUUGAGGGAGCUGGGGUCGAACAUUCCAUCUGCCCUCAUCGGUGGUGGGGGGGUCACCGGUGUAUUUGUCGAGAUGGGGCUCGUCGGGUGGGAGACCAGACUGGACCCAAUUCCUGAUGGUACCCGAAUUGAUCCUGAUCCAUCACCCCCACCGCCGCCGGGCCUCUAGCUCCUUCUCCGAAACCCUGGAGAUCCGAAUCGACCGCGUCCGAACCCGGAUCGGAGGCAGCAAGUUCGUCAUUCCCGAUGGCGAGGUCGAACACGACGAACCGCUCGAUGGUGGGCCGGUUGUGGUCGGAGGCAGCAAUGUCGAAUCGAUCCUGAUCCAUCGUCCUCGCCGGUCAGUCGAAAGCGGAGGCACCGGCGUUCGGCAUCGUCGAAGCCGCCGACGAAGAUCUGGAAGCCUGGAACACGAUGGUCGCUGACAGCCAAAGUUACACUUUAGUACCUGAAGUUGUUAAGAAGAUACAAAUAGGUCCAACAUCAUAUGUGGAAAAUUACAUUUUAAUACAUUAAAAAUUUCGCU
Messenger RNA from Linum trigynum, 1289 nucleotides. NCBI's taxonomy places the organism in Eukaryota, Viridiplantae, Streptophyta, Magnoliopsida, Malpighiales, Linaceae. The record is from the annotation of a GenBank genome assembly.